AGUUCCGGCGGCAGCGGGAGGGCGGGGGCCGGGCAGAGCCGCCGCGGCCUCGGCAGCAGCUGCAGCCGGAGCGGCGCGGGGGGCCAGGCCCCCGCCAUGGAGAUCGAGAAGGAGUUCCAGCGGCUGGACCAGGCCGCCAGCUGGCCCGCCAUCUACCAGGACAUCAAGCAUGAAGCCAGUGAUUUUCCAUGUAAAGUGGCCAAACAUCCCAGAAACAAGAAUAGAAAUAGGUACAGAGAUGUCAGCCCCUUUGAUCACAGUCGAAUUAAGCUAAACCAAGGUGACAAUGACUAUAUCAAUGCUAGUUUGAUAAAAAUGGAAGAGGCCCAAAGGAGCUACAUCCUUACCCAGGGACCUUUGCCAAAUACUUGUGGUCACUUUUGGGAGAUGGUUUGGGAACAGAAAAGCCGUGGUGUUGUCAUGUUGAACAGAGUGAUGGAAAAGGGAUCCGUAAAGUGUGCACAGUACUGGCCACGGAAGGAAGAGAAAGAAAUGUUUUUUGAAGAUACAAACUUGAAACUAACCUUGAUAUCUGAAGAUAUCAAAUCCUACUACACAGUACGACAGCUGGAAUUGGAAAACCUGACCAGCCAGGAAACCCGAGAGAUUCUGCACUUUCACUACACCACCUGGCCCGACUUCGGGGUGCCGGAGUCGCCGGCGUCGUUCCUGAAUUUCCUGUUCAAGGUGCGGGAGUCGGGCUCGCUGAGCCCCGGGCACGGCCCCGUGGUGGUGCACUGCAGCGCGGGCAUCGGCAGGUCGGGCACCUUCUGCCUGGUGGACACCUGCCUGCUGCUGAUGGACAAACGGAAAGAUCCUUCUUCCGUGGACGUCAAGCAGGUUCUCCUGGAGAUGAGGAAGUACAGGAUGGGGCUCAUCCAGACUGCAGACCAGCUCCGCUUCUCCUACCUAGCUGUUAUUGAAGGGGCAAAAUUCAUCAUGGGAGAUGCUUCAGUGCAAGAGCAGUGGAAAGAGCUCUCCAACGAGGACCUGGAGCCACCCCCUGAGCACACCCCCCCACCUCCCAGGCCCCCGAAGAGAACCUCAGAGAUGCACAACGGGAGGAUGCACGAGCACCCCGAGCUCCUGGGCAAGCCCCAGGCAGGGGAGGAGGAGAUCAGGAGCUCGCUCAGCAGCGUGGAGGAGGCAGCUGCAGACAGCAGGGCCCGCUCAGCUGCGGCCCCCAGCACAGACAGCACUAGUCACGACACUGAAGCCCGGAGGAGACCGGUGGGGGACAACCCGCGGCUCGCGCCCCGCAAGGAGGAGUCGGUGAAGGAGAGCUCGGAGGAGGAGGAUGAGAGCGUGGUGGCCACUUGGAAGCCCUUCCUCGUGAAUAUCUGCAUGUUCACGUUCCUGACGGCGGGAGCUUACCUGUGCUACAGGGUGUGUUUCCACUGAGGGCGGCAGGAGCGCCGCUCGCGCCCGGCUCCGCGGAGCCCCGCCAGGCAGGGCAGCCUUGGCUCACAGCAGGUAGAUUUAGGGGAAAGGCCAGAACUUUGGGUAGGGCUUCAUGAGAGAAUUGAUUGAUGCACUAGGGUUUUAUCCAGCCCUGUGGUCCCAAGAACAUAAUAUUGUAAUCUCAGGGCCUUGAAAUAUUCAGGAGUAAGCAGAGAAAAUGCCAAAUAGUCUGUUUUCCUUUUUUGUUUUCCUUUUUUUUUUUAACUAAAUAAUAGAAUUACAACACAUUGUUGUUUUUAGACUUUUUAAAAAAGCCAGUUCAUUUUCUUUUGUUUCAAAAAAACUAGGCACAAGUGAAACUUGCUUGUACUCUCCAAGUGUUGUAACCAAAUACAUGACUUACAUUGACAAGUUCCCAA
Molecule: messenger RNA, 1820 nt
Organism: Zonotrichia leucophrys gambelii
Lineage: Eukaryota; Metazoa; Chordata; Aves; Passeriformes; Passerellidae
Gene: PTPN1
Product: protein tyrosine phosphatase non-receptor type 1
Exons: 9
Coding region: 97-1401 (434 amino acids)
Biological process (GO): negative regulation of PERK-mediated unfolded protein response; peptidyl-tyrosine dephosphorylation; negative regulation of ERK1 and ERK2 cascade
Cellular component (GO): early endosome; cytoplasm; endoplasmic reticulum
Molecular function (GO): non-membrane spanning protein tyrosine phosphatase activity; protein kinase binding
Source: RefSeq, a predicted model, not a curated record